GAGGAGAGGGGAAGCACGGCCGGGGGGACGCGUGGAGGAGCACAUCACUUGGAUGGGAUAAAAAUUGGGAAAAAGCCUCAAACAUUUAAUCUUACAUGUUGGAAAAUGCUCUUCUAGCGUGAGACCUAAUAGCAUCACCUGCGUUUUUCCUUCUUCUUUUGGACACCAGCACGAAGCUUGUGCAUUCAUUCAAGUUGUGUGUGUGUUUUUUUUUCUCAUUUUGAUUUUUUCCUCGAAGUCCACCUUGCUUGGAGACAGAGGCCGGGACAAGAUGGGGAGCGAGCAAUACUUACCGGAGCUUCUGGCAGAGAAGGACACGCUGGAUCCAGCUUUCAGGCACUCACUGCGGCUACUGGAGCAAGAAAUUGAAAAGAUUCAGAAGGACGAGGGCAAGGAGGAGGAGAAGUUCAUCGACGUCGUCAUCAACAAGAACAUGAAACUGGGCCAGAAAGUUUUGAUACCAGUCAAGCAGUUUCCUAAAUUUAACUUUGUCGGAAAACUUCUGGGGCCACGCGGGAACUCGUUAAAAAGGCUACAGGAAGACACCCUCACAAAGAUGUCCAUUCUGGGCAAAGGGUCCAUGCGAGACAAAGAAAAGGAGGAGGAGCUACGGCAGAGCGGCGAGGCCAAGUAUCACCACCUGAACGAGGACCUCCACGUCCUCAUUGAGGUGUUCGCCCCGCCGGCUGAAGCCUACGCCAGGAUGGGUCACGCUUUGGAGGAGAUCAAGAAGUUUCUCAUUCCAGAUUAUAAUGAUGAGAUCAGACAGGCCCAGCUGCAGGAGCUCACAUAUCUGAAUGGAGGCUCGGAGGAUGCCAAGGUGCCAUCGGUGAGGGGAAAGUCAGCCGCCCGUGGGAGAGGGACACUAGUCCCAGGACCCCCCAGGACUCGAGGCGGAGUCCCUCCACUGCAUGCGGCCGUGCCCAGAGGAGCAGCCCCCAGAGGAGCUCCGCCCAGCCGCACAGCGUCCACCAGGGGGAGGGGGGUGCAGAGAGCCAGAGCAGCCCCUCCGGCAGCUGGAUACCGAGCUGCUCCUCCCAUAGUCCAGGACACCUAUGAUGAAUAUGACUACGACGACGACUACGGAACAGCGUAUGACGACCAGGGUUACGAGUCGUACGACAACAACUACACUAAUCAAGGACAGAACUCAGAUGACUACUAUGAAUACGGACACAGCGGAGAAUCGUACGAGUCGUACGGUCAAGAAGAGUGGGUGAACGGUCGCGGCAAGGCGCCGUCGGCGAGGACGACCAAGGGAGUGUACAGAGAGCAGCCCUACUCCAGAUACUGAUGAACUGUGUCCCCCUGGAUGGUACAAGCCAAGUUGGGGGCCAGUCCGCCUGGACCAUCCAUCAUCUCACUGGUACUUAAGAUGUGAUAAACCGCACAAAAGAAAACCCCCAAAAGGCUCCCAAAGAAAUCUCCCUAUUGGCAAGAGUGUUGGACUAACAUUCACGGGUGAAUCCUGCAGGGGAAGUGAAGGCAAUAAAAAAAAAUAAUAAAACAUGUUUGGCACGUCUGCUGAGAAGGCGAGAAGGGGUGGAGACCGAGAGGGAGAAAAGCCGUGAGCCAAAUGGAGUUCCUCUCCUCGCUCUCUGGAGAUGAUCAGUCAGAGAAUAUUUCCCUCACAUUUCCUUGUAUACGUUUGACGUCCACGCAGGAGUGCUCUGAACUGACUGUGAACCUGCGCUGCUUUUCAUUAAGAGGGAGGAGUCGUCAUCUUCCUCCUCCGUGAGACAUCACUUGACACUUAUUAGCUAAGAAAGCUAAAUAAGUGAUGCUUUAUAUGCAAACAGGAGUGACAGCGAGCUCAUUACAGCCACCAUCAUCAAGAAAUAAGUGCCUUGGCUUCUUGUCCCAUUGUGGCUAAAAAAAGGCAGCUACUUCUUCCCCAGAAUUCCGUACACAUGACGGAGGCGUUCCAAAGCCCCACCCAUCUGCAUUCCACUUGUACCUCUUAAUGAGAAGCGACUCGGGUGGCUGUUACAAAUCCAGAAUAGCUUUCAGCAGGGACGGGGGGGCUUACAGUACAAGUCCACAAAGCCCGGCCGUACUCCGUCGCGGCGUGUUAUGUCCUGGCUGGCAGACAAUGCUUUUCCAUUAGAGGAAGCGAAUCUCGCCGGAGACCUCGGGCAGAGGCUCAGACAAUAACAAUCGACCCCACGCUUACAUGCUCCUGGCCCCCGCCACCUCCUUGAGGGGGGGGGGGGCUGACUGUCUCUCUCUGAAGUGACUUCAAAUAACAAUGUUAUCUGGAGCCGACUAGUCCUGGUUGGUAAAGUAAACUGGGAUUCUUUGAUGAACCGCGGAGGCGACCAAGCAGCUACUGGACCCAACUACCUUGUACUUGUACUUCUAACCUGGGCCCACUUUGGGCUUAGGUGGACAUUUCUCAUACGAUGUCAGACAUUUCUCAGCACCAAUCAGAAGCGUUCAAAGCAAACUAUAAAGUACACACAGCGACACACCCGCAGUAAAUAAAAAAAUAAAAAAACACCCAUGCCAACUUUUAAACUACAACACACGAGGGAACUUCUGAAGACAUGUUUAGUAAACCCACAAGGUAACAAUAAAAACACCCAUGGUAAAUCCAAACUACAACAACACACAUGGGGUGACAAAAAAAACACACCAAUAGUAAAUCCUAAUUACUAUAGACAUGAUAUAUAAGACUAUAGCACACAAUGGAACUAUAAAAUCACCCGGAGUAAAUCAAAACCGCAGCAACACACCCAUGGGAAAUGAAAACAAGGCCCUGUGGUAAAUCAAAAUCCAAAGUUAACACACAGUAGACAGUAGCAGACAGUACAAAAAAAAAAAACA
Doryrhamphus excisus (bluestripe pipefish) is the source of this 2826-nucleotide messenger RNA. The record is from RefSeq and is a predicted model, not a curated record. NCBI's taxonomy places the organism in Eukaryota, Metazoa, Chordata, Actinopteri, Syngnathiformes, Syngnathidae.